CGGAAGUGUGCGUUGUUUUGACUCGGUGUGUGCGCGUGAGAGAGAGAGAGAGAGAGAGAGAGAGAGAGAGAAAUAUCUGUAAAAAUGGAAACAACUCGACUUGCUAAACUGGAGUUUGCGGUGCAGAUGAGCUGUGAGAGCUGCGUGCGGGCUGUUAAAGGUGCACUUGAAAAACAGCCUGGCGUGCAGUCGGUGCAGGUGGACUUGGCUCAGGAAGAGGUUUUGGUUGAGACGUCACUUCCCACUCGAGAGGUUCAGGGUCUGAUUGAGAGCACAGGCAGGCGAGCUGUACUGAAGGGGAUCGGAGGAUCAGGACCAGAUCUGGGUGCUGCCGUGGCUAUGUUGAGUGGGGCAGGACAAGUCCAGGGUGUUGUCCGGUUCCUGCAGCUAUCUGAGAAUCGUUGUUUGAUUGACGGCACGAUCGACGGCUUAGAACCCGGUGCUCAUGGCCUUCAUGUGCAUGAACUCGGAGACCUCACACAGGACUGCAUGAGUUGUGGUGAGCACUACAACCCAUUUGGGAAGCAGCACGGAGGCCCACAGGACACUGAGAGGCAUGUUGGGGAUUUGGGUAACGUGCAGGUCGGAGCAGACGGCAGAGCCACGUUCAGACUGGAGGACUCGCAGCUGAAGGUGUGGGACGUGAUCGGUCGCUCGCUGGUGGUGGAUUCGGGAGAAGAUGAUCUGGGAAGAGGAAAUCAUCCUCUGUCUAGACAAACAGGAAACUCCGGUGAGAGGCUAGCAUGUGGGAUCAUCGCUCGCACUGCAGGACUCUUUCAGAACCCCAAACAGAUCUGUGCCUGUGAUGGAGUCACUCUGUGGGAGGAGAGAGAUCGUCCAAUAGCAGGAAAAGGACGCAAAAAAGUCCCCGAUGCUCCAGCUGCCAAUUUAUGACCAUGUGACCACUCACUGUACUAAGGAUGAAUGAUUGACAGAUUGCACUUACAGGUACAGUAAUCAGUGCGCUUUAAUCUGGUGCUGAAUGGUGCCUGCUUGUUCCCACGCUGGCUGCUGCAGGGGAUUUCUCUUCACUAAAAUGCUUACUGUGCUGUCAGUCCUGUACAUCCAAAUUCAUUCAAAACAUGGUGGCUGACGAGGAAAAAAAACAUUAAAUGUCUGAUGAAAGACUAUUUCUUAUUUCUUCAAAUUUGCUUUCAUGCACCAUCAGAGCAGAAAUGACCCUUAUUUACACAUUUCAAGGUUUUCUUUUUUAUUCUUUUUAACUACAAGAAUACAAAAUGUGUCACCAUGUUUGUGGUAAUCCUACAAACAGUACAGUACAUUUGCAGUAUGUUCAUUCACGAGUCACACAACAACCCGAAAAACAACAACAUAAAAAUAUAAAUGCCACAGCUGUUUAUACAUGAGAGCCAAAAAAGCUAAAUUUGCUAUGCUCACUGAGUGGGAGGGGCAUACUGUGUCUCAGCUGUCAAUCACAGCUACACCAGCCAAUUCUGAAGUAAUCCUGGACUAAAUUUUGCCAUCAGGUUUUACCCCAGGACUGAUGUUAACCUCUGACAGAUCACUAACUUCAUCAAGCUAAAAGCUCUUCAUGAAAAAUCAACCCAUUCUAAAAUUUAACAAUAUAAGUUGUUGUCUAUUAAGAAUUGUAUUACUGGUUUCCCGAGUUUCAGAAAGUUUGCAAUCUGAAAACAAGUGAAUCUAAAUGAAACUUUACUGUCCCAAAUUCUGAGGUUCAUUUAAUGUGUAAUCUGUAAUUAAUCGUUUUGUGAGCGGAAGGUUUUAGUAAAUUAAAAUGGCAAAGCAUUUUAAAGGUUUAAGCUUUUUAAAUUAACCUAAAAAAACAUGUUAAACAACGGAGGACUACUAUUUUGAAUAUUUGGACUAUUAUUUUUGAACGAGAAAAAAUUAAAUUAAAAUUUGUUAAAUCGUAAUCCGAACGCUUUAAAAUUUUUGAAAAGGCUUAUAAAAAUUCUACUAAUCCGCCUGUAAGCCCUUAAAUUAAAAUAGAAUGUUUUUAUACAUAAUCGUACAUGAUUAAAUGUCAUUUUCUGUUCUUUAAAUCUGAGUAUUUUGUGGUUUCAGAUCGUUGUGAAGAUUCUUGCCUGUGUAUCAUUCCUUUAAUAAUGAAAGCGUUCCAGAUCUUUGUUCUUCUGUUUUCACUGUUGUGCUUUUAUGAAGUUUAUUUAUUUACCUAAUAAACAUUUUAUCUGAUUA
Molecule: messenger RNA, 2178 nt
Organism: Tachysurus vachellii
Lineage: Eukaryota; Metazoa; Chordata; Actinopteri; Siluriformes; Bagridae
Product: copper chaperone for superoxide dismutase
Exons: 8
Coding region: 85-894 (269 amino acids)
Biological process (GO): removal of superoxide radicals
Molecular function (GO): copper ion binding
Source: RefSeq, a predicted model, not a curated record